AUGGGUGGUGCGGUGCUUAUUAAUAGUGGUAACAGUAGUAAUACUCCUAUUAAUGAAGAAGAGCCGUCUGGAUUGGAAACUAAUUUUGGUACCACUACUCCAAAUUUAAAAAAAAAGUACUUAAUUCAGUAUAUAAUAUUAUAUGCAUAUUUAGCGUGUAUUUUUAUAUCAACAUUUUUAUAUGAUAUUUUCAUUCCAACUUUAUUAUUUCAUUAUGUUGAACAUAAAUUUCCAGAUUUAACACCUCAAGAAAAAAGUUCGAAAUCAUCAUAUUAUAAAUCUUAUUCUGAUGGUUUUCCAUUUUUAGUUAUGUUUUUAUUUGGACCACUUGUGGGAUAUAUUUCAGAUAGAUAUGGAAGAAAAUCCAAUUUUUAUUUAUCAGUUUUAACAGUUAUGUUUGUUAUUAUGUCAUGUUUUGUAUCAAUGGAAACAAAUAACAUUUAUUGUUUUUAUGUUUUCCAUACCAUUGGUGGUUUAUAUAAUGUUUCAAACUCUGUAGUUUUUUCAUUCAUUUAUGAUAUUUCCGAUGAAAAAGAUAUUCCAGUUUUGUUUACAUUAUGUGGACUUUCAAUGGGCCUUGGUACAACGAUUGGAUCUUUAAUUUAUGCAUUUGUACCAACUGAUAAGGUUCCAUAUAUGAUGUUAUACAUUUCUAGUGGGUUCGCUUUAGUAUCUCUUAUACUUGUUCCAUUUUUAAUUGAAACCAUUCACAUCUCUCGAGAAAAUAAUAAAAAUAAAACUUUUGUAAAAAAAAGUUUUGAAAAUCCAAAUCCAUUCUCAACUAUUAAAAGUUUAUUCACAAAUAAUGGUUUUAUUUCUUGGACAAUUUUAUUAUUUUUUUCAAUUCAAUAUACUGGUCAAGAUAUCUGGUCAACCUUUUACUAUUACUCAUAUCUAAUGUAUAACUGGAAUCAAAAAACAAUUGGUCUUUUUACUCUUGGUGUUGGUGGUGCAACAAUUUUAUAUAGUGUUUUAAUUGUUCCAUUAUUUUUAAAAGUUUUAUCUGAAAAAAAAGUAAUUACAAUUGGAUUCUUUAUUACAUUCUGUGCACAUGUAAUGCUAUCAAGUUCAAAGUUUUCACAAUAUCUUUUUAUUUUUGGUGCAAUAGUUAGUAGUAUUGUUCCAUGUGUUUCGAAUUUAUUAUGCUCUGUAAUAUCUAAAUCUACACCUCAAGAAGUUCAAGGAUCAGUAUUAACAGGUCUUCAAUCUGUAAAAGCACUUGGUAGCUUUGCUGGUGCCAUGGUAGCUAAUAAUUUACUAAGUCAUUUCUCAAGUGAUGAAUCAUCGAUUUACUUUCCUCAAGCUAUCUAUUUUUUAAAUGGUGUUGUAUUAUUUAUAAUAAUGAUCAUUUCUAUUUUAGUUUGGAGAUUUUAUAAAAACAAAAUCAAAAAUAAUGUAAACAAUAAUAACAAUUAA
This is a messenger RNA of Dictyostelium discoideum AX4, 1416 nucleotides long. Its product is annotated as major facilitator superfamily protein. The transcript has 3 exons. Gene Ontology annotation, biological process: transmembrane transport. The record is from RefSeq and is a predicted model, not a curated record. Lineage: Eukaryota; Evosea; Eumycetozoa; Dictyosteliales; Dictyosteliaceae. Gene Ontology annotation, molecular function: transmembrane transporter activity. Gene Ontology annotation, cellular component: membrane. Bases 1 to 1416 code for a protein of 471 amino acids.